UUUCCUCUGGCUUACAUUGAGGAUCCAAAGACGAAUCGAAUUAUGCAGUGGCGGGAUAUUAACACAGAGCAUGGGCUAAAGCAGCUGUCCUUCAGCCUGUCAUCAGAGCCUAUUCAGGGCUCCUACAAGAUAGUGAUAGAGAAACAAUCAGGACUGAAGAAAGAGCACUCCUUCACCGUGGAGGAAUUCGUGCUUCCUAAGUUUGAAGUUCAAGUAAAGGUUCCAAAGGUCAUCUCUGUGCAAGAUGAAAAAGUAAACGUGACUGUGUGUGGAGUAUAUACCUAUGGAAAGCCUGUACCAGGACAGGUAAAGAUGCACAUAUGCUGUGAAUAUCAGGAUUCUAGCAGGAAGGGACAGGAAAUAUGCAUGCCUGUCAGUUACCAGCUAGACAACAAUGGCUGCACCACACAAGAAGAAAACAUCCCUGUGUUUCCUUUACUGAAAAAACAUGAAGCCCAUCGUUUCUAUGUGAUUGCAAGGGUUAUAGAAGAAGGGACAGGUAUGAAUUGAGUUCUUGGAUCUGGGACAUCUAAAAUUGAAAGAAGCACAACCAAACUCAUAUUUGUGAAAGCUGAUUCACACUUUAAAUGUGGAAUUCCAUUCACAGUGAAAGUCCGCCUAGUGGAUAUCAAAGGAGCUCCCAUGCCAAAUGAGCAAGUCUUUAUGAAAGCACGUGAACUUGACUACACCGAUGUUACUACCACUGAUCAGCAUGGCCUGGCGGAGUUCUCCAUCAACACCACCAACAUCGAGGGGUCUUCCCUCACUAUCAAAGUCUACCACAAGGAGGAAAAUUCAUGUAUCCAUCACCCUUGCACAGGAGAAGAACAUGCAGAGAAACAUCAUGUGGCUUACAGUAUGUACUCCUUCAGCAGGAGCUUUGUCCACCUGGAGACAGAGGCCGGGGUCUUGCGCUGCAGUCAGAAUCACACGGUUCAGGCACAUUUCAUUCUGAAGGGUCCGAUCUUGAGAGUGAUGGGAGAGCUUAUCUUUUAUUACCUGGUCAUGGCCAAGGGCAGAAUUAUCCAGACUGGAAGCCACACUCACCACAUGGAGCCAGGAGAAUUUCCAGUGCAAGGUAGCUUUGUCAUGGAGACCCCUGUGGACUUAAGCAUGGCUCCUGAAGCUAAAAUACUUAUCUACACCAUCUUGCCUGAUGGAGACAUGCUUGCAGAUUCUGCAAAAUUUGAAGUUGAAAAGUGUCUUCUCAACAAAGUGGACCUGACCUUCACCCCAGCCCAAAGUCUUCCCGCCUCACAGGCCCAUCUGCAUGUCACAGCUUCUCCUCAGUCCCUCUGUGGUCUAAGAGCUGUGGACAAAAGCAUGCUGCUCCUGAGGCCUGAAGCUGAGCUUUCCCCUUCCUGGAUAUACAAUCUGCCAGAUAUGCAGCCCAGCAGCUUCAUGCCAAGUUCACACCAAUUUCUUGAAGAUGAAGAUGAUCAACUGUGUUGGUGGGGUGAUGAGGGUGAUGAACAGACAUACUUACAGCCAGAUGAGAGGGAUGUCUACAGUUAUAUGAAGGACAUGGGCUUAAAGGCAUUCACCAACUUGAAGAUCAAAUAUCCUGAAGUAUGUGCUGAUUAUGAAAUGAUGCUUCCAAUGCAAGCACAUAAAGAUCCACCACCAAGUAAAGAUCCACCACGUGAAGAUCUGCCUACAGAAACCAUUCGAAAAUAUUUUCCUGAAACCUGGAUCUGGGAUUUAGUCACAGUAAACUCAUCAGGAGUAGCUGAAGUGGAUGUGACAGUCCCUGACACCAUCACUGAGUGGAAGGCUGGAGCCCUCUGUCUGUCCAGUGAAACCGGACUUGGCCUCUCUCCUGCGGUGUCUCUCCAAGCCUUCCAGCCCUUCUUUGUGGAGCUCACGAUGCCCUACUCUGUGAUCCGUGGAGAAGCCUUCACACUCAAGGCCACCGUGCUGAACUACCUCCCUACGUGCAUCUGGGUCAGUGUGCUGCUGGAAGACUCCCCUGACUUCACAGCUGUCCCAGUGUCAAAAGAGGAAGAUUCUUACUGCCUCUGUGCCAGUGGGAGGCACACCACAUCCUGGUUGGUAACUCCCAAAUCCUUAGGGAAUGUGAAUUUCUCUGUGACUGCGGAAGCACGGCAGUCCCCAGAGCCUUGUGGUUCUGAGGUGGCCACUGUUCCUGAAACUGGGAAGAAGGACACAGUUGUCAAAGUCCUGAUAGUGGAGCCCGAAGGAAUUAAGAAAGAACAUACCUUCAGUUCACUGCUCUGUGCUUCAGAUGCUGGCAUAUCUGAAAAAUUGUCCCUGAUGCUUCCAUCAACAGUAGUGAAAGAUUCAGCCAGAGCCCAUUUCUCUGUGUUGGGUGAUAUCUUGAGUUCAGCCAUAGAAAACACACAAAAUCUUCUCCAAAUGCCCUUUGGCUGUGGGGAGCAGAACAUGGUGCUUUUUGCUCCUAACAUCUAUGUACUGAAAUAUCUGAAUGAGACCCAACAGCUGACUGAGAAGAUCAAGUCAAAGGCCAUCGGCUACCUCAAUGCUGGCUAUCAGAGGGAGCUGAACUACAAACACAAGGAUGGCUCCUACAGUGCCUUCGGGGAUCAAGGUGGCAAGAGUGAAGGAAGCACUUGGCUCACAGCCUUUGUGCUCAAGUCUUUUGCCCAAGCUCGAGCCUUCAUCUUCAUCGAUGAAACACACAUCACCCACGCCUUCACCUGGCUCUCCCAGCAGCAGCAGGACAAUGGCUGUUUCAGGAGCUCUGGAUUGCUAAUCAACAAUGCCAUGAAGGGUGGAGUAGAAGAUGAAGUGACUCUGUCUGCCUAUAUAACCAUUGCCCUUCUGGAGAGUUCACUCCCAGACACACAACCUGUUGUCUCCAAAGCGCUGACCUGCCUGGAGUCAUCCUGGAAGACAAUAGAGCACAGUGGAAAUGGCAACUUUGUGUACACCAAGGCACUGCUGGCCUAUGCUUUCGCUCUAGCAGGGAACCAGGACAAGAGAAAUGAAAUCCUAAAAUCACUUGAUACUGAAGCUGUAAAAGAAGACAACUCUGUCCAUUGGGAAAGACCUCAGAAACCCAGGAAAUCCGAGAGGUAUCUGUACAAACCACAGGCUCCCUCUGCUGAAGUAGAGAUGAAUGCCUAUGUCCUCCUCGCUCUCCUCACUGCCCAGCCAGCCCCAGCCCCUGAGGACCUGUCAUUGGCAGUGCACAUCGUGAAAUGGAUCACGAAGCAGCAGAAUUCCCAUGGUGGCUUCUCUUCCACACAGGACACUGUGGUGGCUCUUCAUGCUUUGUCCAAGUACGGAACAAUUACUUUUGCUAGAAGUCAGAAAAUGCCUCUGGUGACCAUCCAAUCUUCAGGGACAUUUUCUAGAGAGUUCCAAAUAGAGGACAGUAAUUGCCUGUUGCUGCAGCAGAUCCCACUACCAGACAUCCCAGGAGACUAUGACAUCAAUGUGUCAGGGGAAGGAUGUGUGUAUGCUCAGACAACACUAAGAUACAACGUGCACUUGGAGAAACAGGAGUCUGCAUUCACUCUGCGGGUACAGACAGUACCUCUGACUUGUGAUAACCCCAAAGGCCACAACAGCUUCCAGAUCUCACUAGAAAUCAGUUACACAGGCAGCCGUCCAUCCUCCAACAUGGUGAUUGUUGAUGUGAAGAUGGUUUCUGGUUUCAUUCCAAUGAAACCAACAGUGAAAAAGCUUGAAAGAUCAGAGCACGUGAGCAGAACAGAAGUGAGCAACAGCAAUGUCUUAUUAUAUGUGGAUCAGGUGACCAAUCAGACACUGGCCUUUUCCUUCGUCAUUCAACAAGACAUCCCAGUGAGGAACCUGCAGCCUGCCAUUGUGAAAGUCUAUGACUACUAUGAGACAGAUGAAAUGGUUUUUGCUGAAUACAGCGCCCCCUGCAGCUCAGGUGAGCUCUUA
Messenger RNA from Onychomys torridus (southern grasshopper mouse), 3894 nucleotides. Its product is annotated as murinoglobulin-1-like. The annotation marks the transcript as partial. Gene Ontology annotation, cellular component: extracellular region. NCBI's taxonomy places the organism in Eukaryota, Metazoa, Chordata, Mammalia, Rodentia, Cricetidae. Gene Ontology annotation, molecular function: endopeptidase inhibitor activity. The record is from RefSeq and is a predicted model, not a curated record. The transcript is spliced from 31 exons.